This is a messenger RNA of Bradysia coprophila, 818 nucleotides long. RefSeq lists its product as uncharacterized. The record is from RefSeq and is a predicted model, not a curated record. NCBI's taxonomy places the organism in Eukaryota, Metazoa, Arthropoda, Insecta, Diptera, Sciaridae.
AGUGAAUUAUUAUCACUAGGCAAAUACAGCACCUAUAAAAGACGCACAUUUUUUUUCUUUUCGACAGUUGUAACCCGGUGGAUUGCUGAACUACCAAUUGGUGAAAAUGAUAUCUUCUGCAAUUAAGUUGUCUGUCGCAAUAUUGCUUUUAAGCGGCUUGUCUGAACAAUCAUUAAACACUGGUCCAUGUUCAAAUUACACAGUUCCCGUUGCACGGUCAUUUACUCCAGAAUCAUUAUGUCUUAAAACUUGGUAUCUGAUCUCUACUGACGAUGAAGGAUUGCCGUACCAUCUGUCGGGCUGUAUCAAAUUUUUUCAUACAGUAUUUCUCGGCACUGGAAAUGUGGAGACCGUGGAAACGGCUAAAAAUUUGGAGACAAAUGAACGUACAGUGAGCAUUAGUUCCAUGAAAUUCUCAGGCACCGACGGAACCUACGUUUAUACAACAGAAGGUGUACCAAGCCAGGAUACCAAAAUCCUUUUAACCGAUACUAAGACCUAUUACGUCGAAUUCAGUUGCGCGGAUGAAGGCAGUGAAGCUAAUUGCUACGUGGGAAUCUUCUCAUCGGCUCCAAUAAUGGAUACUGUAAAAUUGGAUGCAAUUCACAAUUACUUGGAGGCAUACAACAUCAAAAGAUCGAACUUUAGAAUGGUUGAACAAAGUCCAACCAUAUGUGGUUUGUAGAAAUGGUGGACUGGAUAUCUGAAAGUAGGAAUCCAGUUUGAAAUUGUUAAAUUUUUCGCUAGGAACGGUAAUGGAAGAAUUUUUCAAUUUGUUUCAAUUUUUCUAAAUUCAAUAAAAUGAGAACGCCUCUAAA